Dioscorea cayenensis subsp. rotundata (Guinea yam) is the source of this 979-nucleotide messenger RNA. RefSeq names its product protein VAC14 homolog. Gene Ontology annotation, cellular component: PAS complex; endosome membrane. The transcript has 12 exons. Gene Ontology annotation, biological process: phosphatidylinositol biosynthetic process; positive regulation of kinase activity. NCBI's taxonomy places the organism in Eukaryota, Viridiplantae, Streptophyta, Magnoliopsida, Dioscoreales, Dioscoreaceae. The record is from RefSeq and is a predicted model, not a curated record. The coding region runs from base 1 to 813 and encodes 270 amino acids.
AUGGUCCUUGCACUUGCCGUUAAAACAGUUGCUGGUGUGCUUUUUGAUUUAGUGAACAGACAAAAAUUUAAGGAGAAUCCUCAGAAGAUAUCGAGCUUGAUUGAGUUCUUGUCUACAAAUCUCAUGCACCCUUCACAGCCUCACUAUCGGAAGCAAGGUGGACUAGUUGGACUUGCUGUACUGACGAUUGCAUUGAUGAAAAACUCUGCUUCCCCUUAUCUUUAUAAAAUUCUGCCACCUAUACUGAAUAGUCUGACAGACAUGGACAUGUCUGUUUGCGAGUGUGCCUGUGAAACAAUCUGUGAAAUUGCAAUGGUUGUGAAAAGAGAAAUUUGGGUAUUCCUUGGCCGGAUAUUCCGCGCAUUUUUUUCACUCUACAGACGUCCAGGCAUAAAUGAACCGUAUUUCACUGGACGAUUGGAUGCAAUCAUACAAUAUGCAGGAACUGUAGAUGGUAAAUUCAGAAUAGAAGAAUUUGUGCAAUUCUUAAGGGAAAGGAUAAGUGUAUUCCAUCCUAAUGAGCGGGUGUAUUUGUUGAGAUGGAUUGGUGGCAGGGCUCAUCAUCAUGAGGACUCAAGAUGGUUCCUUGAGAUACUUGUUGACGGUUUGUUCAAUAUGUUAUGGAAUUCUGCACCCAUGGAACAUGGAGAGAUUUAUGAAGGACUUCGUAAUAUUCUGCAUAGUAUAAAGGAUGGUCGGCUCAGGCAGCAGAAUGUAGAUUUCGGAGUUUUCUCAAAACCUCUGCUGCAUUUUGCAUGCAAGGAUAAGCAAGAGACCAAGUUUGCAGCACUGACCUGGGGAAUUAGGAAGUGAAUGGCAAGACACUCGAAUUGUGGCAUUACAUUGUAUCACAAAACUUUUGGAAUGGCAUAGAGCUGAAGUACUGUCUUACUUCAACAAAGACAUUGAUUCCGUUCUCAAGGCACUAUCAGAUCCUUUGGACGAGGAUGGGUCCUCUAAUAGUGAGAAAACUGUGCAC